AUGGCCGGAGAGUCGGGUCCAAUAUCAGCUCCGCUUCCUAUUAAUAUGACAAUAGCUGGUUUCUUCGGCAUUGCCUGCUACAAUUGCAUCGAGAUCCUGCUUCUUCUGAUUGACCGGUUCAAAAGACACAAUGGUCUAUAUUUCUGGAGCAUGCUGGUCACCACCCUGGGAAUCCUCCUCCACUCCAUCGUCGUACUCCUUCGCUAUUACGACUUGGGAUCAAACUUCGUCCUCGCCGCCCUCACUUGCAUUGGCUGGUACGGUAUGGUCACAGGUUUUUCUGUCGUCCUAUACUCGCGCCUCCACCUGGUCGUGCCGGACGAGUCUCGGACCCGCUGGGUCCUGAUCAUGAUUAUCAUCAGCUUCUGCGUCUUCCACGUUCCCGUCACCAUUCUUUUCCUGGGCACAAACACCCGCCACACUGAGGUAUUCAUCGGGGCAUUUCGUAUAUACGAGCGCGUCCAGCUUGCAGGGUUUUGCGUCCAGGAGUGCAUCAUCUCGGGGUUUUAUAUCCUCGAAACUAUUCGCACACUCAAGCCGAUACUCGCUAUUAAGUUACCCAAGGAGCGGAAGAUGACUAGAUAUCUUAUCAUUGUUAAUACUCUUGUCAUUAUCCUCGACAUCAGCCUGCUAUUCACCCAGUACGCAGGGCAUUUCCAGAUCCAGACGACAUACAAGCCCGUCGUCUAUAGUAUCAAGCUGAAGAUGGAAUUUGUCAUCCUCAAUAGGCUGCUUCGCGUGCUCCAGCUCGGCGGCUACGGCCACUGGCGCUUUCUAGACGCAGGUAUAAUCGAGCCGGGGGGGUCAGGGGCCAACUCCGGGCAAGAUGGCCUGCAGCUGCAAGGAAUUUCUGACCUUAUAGAGCGUCCUUUAGCAGCUGAAGUGCCUAGCCGCACAACUUGA
Emericellopsis cladophorae is the source of this 903-nucleotide messenger RNA. RefSeq lists its product as uncharacterized. NCBI's taxonomy places the organism in Eukaryota, Fungi, Ascomycota, Sordariomycetes, Hypocreales, Bionectriaceae. The transcript has a single exon. Bases 1 to 903 code for a protein of 300 amino acids. The record is from RefSeq and is a predicted model, not a curated record.